Messenger RNA from Guillardia theta CCMP2712, 2063 nucleotides. RefSeq lists its product as hypothetical. Gene Ontology annotation, cellular component: cytoplasm. Gene Ontology annotation, molecular function: iron-sulfur cluster binding; hydroxylamine reductase activity; peroxidase activity. The coding region runs from base 174 to 2006 and encodes 610 amino acids. Lineage: Eukaryota; Cryptophyceae; Pyrenomonadales; Geminigeraceae. The transcript has a single exon. The record is from RefSeq and is a predicted model, not a curated record. Gene Ontology annotation, biological process: response to hydrogen peroxide.
CUCUCCCUUCCCCGUCGCAGCAACCGCCUCCUCCCGCCGCCCUCACUUCUUCCUGUGCUGUUCUUGCCUCUCUCCUGCUUGCUAGUGUUCGAAUCCUCAAUCACCACCUUUUUCUUGUUCCUUGCACCGAAAAGAUGAUGUCAUACAGUAGCAAGCUCCGGCGUCCUCUCGCGAUGGCCUUCGCCGCCACCUCCAAGGUCAUGCACCCUAUGCACUUGUCAACGACAAGCUCUUUGGCCCCGAUGUCAAAGCUGCAGCCACCAACAAUGGCUGCUUGCUCCAAAUCCUCGUUGAAAGGGCUCAAGAUGUGCUCGGGGCAACGAAGCAUGGCCAUCGCGAACCAGCAGACGCUGCAGUCAGAGCACUACCCCGAGAACAUGGCUUGCUAUCAGUGCUCGCAGACGGCGCAUGGAAAGGGAUGCUUUUCAAACUCAGGAGUUUGCGGCAAGCAAAUGGGAACUUCAGCGUUGCAGGACCUUAUCGUGGAGAUCAACAAGGAGAUCGGUCAGUUGGCCAAUGCCGGGAAAUUGACGCCGGAGAUGCGCGCUUUCUUCCUUGAGAGCAUGUUCUCUACGCUCACCAACGUCAACUUCGAUGACAGCAGGAUGGUGGACUAUAUUCGCAAGGGUCAGGUCCUUCUUGCAGCUGCCAAGGGAGAGAGCAAGUCCGUCAACGACUUCGCGUCCGAGCCCGACCACUGGCUCGAGGUCGCGGAGACCUACUCGCACGCCGCUCGUCAGAAGAACUUGGACCCCGACGCUUUCGGUCUCAUUGAGCUGGCCACCUAUGGAAUCAAGGGAGCCUGCGCUUACAUGUUCCAUGCCGAGGCCGUCAAGAAGCAGGCGCCUGAUGCAUACCCUGACCAAGAGGCCAACCAAGUGAUCGAUGGGCUGCUCAAGAUCAUGGCUGCCAUGCUGGAGCCUACCAAGCACGACCUUCUUGCGCUCUCGUUGGAGGUCGGAGCCCUGAAUGUCAGCGUGAUGAAGAUGCUCUCGGAUUCUCACAGAGCUCUUCUUGGAAUUCCCAGCCCCCACGAGGUCUCCUGCAAGCUCAAGCCCGGCCCCUGCAUCCUCGUCUCGGGUCACGACUUGGCGGAUCUCAAGAUCCUCUUGGAGCAGACGGAAGGAAAGGGAGUGAACAUCUACACCCACGGAGAGAUGCUCCCCGCCCACUCCUACCCUGAGCUGAGGAAGCACAAGCACCUCGCUGGAAACUGGGGAGGAGCCUGGUGGGAGCAGCACGGAGACUUCAAGGCCUUCCCUGGAGCCAUCCUAAUGACGUCCAACUGCCUGACGGCACCCACUCGCUCCUACAGAGAUCGUAUCUUCACUGCUGGACCUGUCGGCUGGGAUGGCAUCCCCCACGUGCAGGGACACGACUUUUCUCAGCUCGUCGACUGCGCUGUGAACAAGGCAAAGCCGGCCACGGGAGACGAGGUCUCAACCCACCCGGCUGAGAAGGUGACGGUUGGCUUCGGGUACGAGACGGUCGAGGGAGUCACGGACACGCUGCUCGGAGCCAUCAAGGGCGGUCAGCUCAAGGAUGUGUUCCUCGUCGGAGGAUGCGACGGCAGGGAGGCUGGAAGGUCCUACUUCACGGACCUUGUCAAGCAGUCCCCCGACUCCUCUGUCAUCCUCACUCUCGGAUGCGGCAAGUUCCGCUUCAACGAUCAGGAGCUGGGAAAUCUUGGAGAGUCUGGAAUCCCUCGCCUCCUCGACAUCGGGCAGUGCAAUGACGCUUAUUCCGCUGUUGUCAUCGCCAACGGACUUGCCGACAAGUUGAACGUCAAGAUGAGCGACCUGCCUCUGCACUUUGCGAUCUCCUGGUUGGAGCAGAAAGCCGUCGCCGUGCUUCUCUCCAUGCUCCAUCUUAACAUGAAGAACAUCUACCUCGGCCCCAACCUUCCUGCCUUCCUCACUCCCAACCUCGUCAAGGCUCUCGUUGACAACUACAACUUGAAGCUGACUGGGGAUGCUGAGAAGGAUCUCAAGGAGAUGCUGCAAUAGAUCAGUUUGCAUGUGUUUUUUUAAAUAUUUGAUUCAAGUAAACCAUGAUAGGCAAAG